CGACUGUUUCUGGUUUACACCCAUGAAGUAAAUCAAGAUGGCGGUCGUUCUGUAGAAUUUAUGUAUUUAAAGUCUUCUAGAAUCUGACCUAAGAUGGCUUUUUAAAAUAUUCUCCAGCCUUUUGAAUUCAUCCCUGAAUAGCUGCUGCUAACAGCACAAGAACCAUUGUAUUCCCAAUCAAACAUUAAUGGCGAUCAAACUAUAACCAAACACACGAUGUCGAUUCCUUUCAACAACCUAACAACAUUUUCUCCAAGUGUCUCAACUACGACUCCUCCUGAUCCAAAUACUGUCAAAGAAGAUGGUGGAUUAAUACUUCUGGUGAUCGCUUGUGUUUCUGCAAGUUUAUGGCUGAUUUACAUGACUUUUUAUCAUUCUCGUUUGUUGGGGUAUAUUAUUACAAGGCUUAUUUCUAUCAAGUACAUGAAGGAUGGGCAAUUCUUCGAGAUUGGUUCCUUUUCCCUUUCCAUUUUGUCUGGCAAAAUCAUGUUUAGAGAUGUAAAAUAUAUUACCAAAGACUUGAGCAUACGGAUUGUGGAUGGAUAUGCAAUAUUUAAGUACUGGUUACCAUUUAACCCAGAAGAUGACUAUAAAAAGCCAUACAUGCCUGUUUCAUCAGAUAAUGAAAGAGAAAAUGAGCUGAAAGAUCAAAGACUCAGUAUCUGGAUAAACUGCUUUGAAUAUCAUGUAUAUAAUAGAUCAACAAUUUAUGAUAGACUACAGGAUCUGUAUAAAGCAGAGAGAUAUGGAGAUGCUGCCAAGUCCACUCAAAACAUCCACAAUAUUUCAGACACCUCUAAAAAGGACAGGGAGAAAUCACCUCAGAAUGAUCAAGUAAGGAGUGGUUUACCUGAAUGGGUGCUGGAAUUGGUGCCUGCUAUUAAAUUUGACAUCAGUACGGGUAAAAUUGCAUUUGGGAACAGGUUGUUUGAGACAACAUUGUGUUUUCAGUUUGAUAGUGCUUCUGGUCAUUAUACAACGUCACAGUCUCAUUCUUCACUGGAUCAGUUCAUGCAUGUCGUCAGGUGCAAUGGAAAAAAUGUAAGGGUCAUGCUUUGUCCCAGCCCUGGCUACACAGGAAGCAAGAAUGAACCUCCUCGUUUCAUGGGGAAUGGAUUCGUAGUGUUGCAGACUGCAGCAUGUAAAAUUAAUUACUCUCAGGAUGAACCAGGUCUUGUUCCAGAAGGUAACCCCAGUAAUGUGGAAGCAGGUAUUCCAGAUUCUGAUCCCCACUGGGGAGUUGAUGUGGUGUUCCUCAAAUCAACAUCAAUGUGUUAUGGUCCAUGGGUUGACCGUCAAAGAGAUGCCCUGCAAAGCUUUUUCUUUCCUUUGGACUACCAAGAGAUGACAGUAACAAAACCUCUUCCAGCCAGCCAAACACGUAUCCACACAGGACUUGAUGUCAAAUUUCACUUUGAAGCUGAUGCAAAUCUUGAUAUUCUGUUUUCAAAAAAAGAGGAAACCAAGGCGGUUCAUGUGUGCUUUGGAGCCGGUUCUCAUGUUGGUGUCUACCAACCCUGGACUGUCAAUGAGUAUGGUUAUACGACAUCUGUGGUAACAAAGCUACGCCACUUAGAGGCCAGCACUAGCAUGGCUUAUAGACGACUUGUAGAUACUGAUAGUCUAGAUUUGGCUAUUCAUAUGUCCUUCCCAAGAAUAUGGAAUCAAACUCAGCAUUGGUCAUGUGAUAUCAACGUUUCCAAGGUUACGUGGUGGUUUAUUUUUGCUCAUAAAUGGUUUUUUCAAGAAAUGCUUGAGGACUGGACAACUAGCUAUCGACCAGACUUACUAACGUUCGUUCCCUAUGAAUGGGCAUUUAACAUCAUACUACGAGAUUUUGAGAUGGUGUGGGCUGCCAAUGAACACAACUACCUUGAAUGCACAUCAAACAAACAGGAAAUGGCUGAGUUAGCCUUCUGUGGCGAACUGUUCGAAUUAACAUUUGUUCUGCAGUUUCUACGCUUUCUGCCUGAAGUUGAAGAAAUCAAGUUCUUUCUUCAGGUGGAGAAAGUUGUCGCUAGAAUGUGUUUACCAGAACACGACACCCUCCGUCGAAGCUUUCUUUCCCUCGCUCGAACGUCUACCAAGCAGCACACACAACAUGUUAUUCGAUCAAGGUCAUCAACUAACACAGCACUUCCAGAAGAAGGUGUCGAAAGUGCAGAUGAAACGACAGGUUUUCAUGGAGGAAAUAGUGAAACGACUAGUGGUAUUUUCAGGAGACAUACAGCUGAGAAUAUUGGUUGGGUGGAUGUGAUGUCGGUGCCAAUUCUUGGUUUGUCAAUAGGUUAUACCUACCAUCCCAUCAUUCCUAAUCYGAAAUACAUUGUUCCAAGGGAUGAACCAUUGAGGUAUCAUCCAUCGGCUUUGGAGCCAGAUGUUAUUACUUUAGAGUUGGAAGCAGGACCAGCAGCAUUACGAUUGUUUGGAUCGGUCUUGAAGAUACUCGCUGCUAUCAAGGAAAACUAUUUUGGCAUUGAUCAAGUGUUCCAAGAAUGUGCCUCGUUUAAUACCAGCCAGACGGAAUUCCCAGAAAAAGAAUUAACACACGAUAUUACUACGGACACUAUCAACCUGUUUGCUUUAAGGCCACUAGAGGCUAAUGUGUUUAUUAGCCUGUAUGACUUCAAAGCGGAACUGACCAAGCACUGCGGUGUAAACGAACCUUGCUCGCCUCUUCUGCUGUUCGAAAGACUUACCUUUGAGAUGCACAAGUCGUACGCUGAAACCAGGCUACAGUUGCACUUGACUCCAAUGACUGUCCUCGUAUCUGAUACACAAGAGCGUGGUGUAUCUGGACAGCACUUGUCUCAAGGUCAUUUAAGUCUGUCAGGGUUUCAGCUUCGUGGCCAUGCAAUGUUUUCAGGCAAGGAACUGCCACCAGACAGUGAAACUCUAGAGUACGCAUGGUUAACAGAGUUACAAUUUGGAAUCUUAUCAGGGAAGAUCACACUUCCUCAGCUUCAGGCUCUGUUGAACUGGGGUCAGACGUUUGCACUUCACCUACUAAACAAAGAAAACCGAUUAAGACCAAUAUCAACUUAUAAAAGGUGCAUACAUGGACGCAGACAAAACUGCUGCUCAGCUCUUGCAAAUUUGACCACAAAUCUUAGUACUGCUCAUCAACGGAGCCCUCAACUUGAAAGCAAAACCGAAAAAAAAGCAAAAUCAACGAAUCCUGAGGACAAGACAAGAAAAACAAGCAGCCUGCAUCCAAAGCUAUCACUGGGAGGAAAGAGCAAAGGUUCAGUAACUCCAGAAACUAAAGAAGAAGAUAAAGAAGAUGCAAAGACGGUAUGCCUGACAGAAGAUGAUCUGAAGUAUCGCAUGACUCGCAUAUCAGUGGAGGAUAUAAAUCUGUUCAUCGUAGAAUCAGGCGUGGCCUGUAACAUGCAGGUCAGUCCAGUAAGACUUGCCAUGUGUAAUCUGCAUAGUGACAACCAAACAACCGGUUUAAGCCUGUUUAUACAGGCAGUCAAACUACGUCAAUUUGUCCUUGCUCCACGACCUAUAGUAGAUGAUCCUGUACUGGAUGAUGUUCACAAGAGGAUGUCCCUCUGUGAUGACGUUAUUUGGAUGGAAGCUGCAAACCUGUUCUUUGGACCCAUCAUCACUGAUUUCUCUUUGGCCGAAGGACAAAAUGAGCAACUUGACCAGAAAAGUUUCCUGGAAAUACACGAUGAAAAGUAUCAACGCAUUUGGUUUUUGUGGAGUUUAUCAGAAAAACAUCAUCCAAAGAAACGUCCAAGUUGUUGUGGUUGUGUGGGGGGAUGUAACUUUUUUGGUAAAAAUGCUAAUGGACUAAGGUUCUUUUCCUCGGAGAAGCUGGAUGCGAGUGCAAAUGAUACAGGAAUAACAGGGUUUGGUUCUGAAGGUGGUUUCUAUGACGACUGGGAGCUGAAUGAUGAAGACGAAGCCAAGCCUCCUUACAUGUACUCCCAUGACGCUCUUGGGUCCUCAUAUCUCGAUCAAAGUCCAGUCGGAUCAGUUGAAGCGUUUACACGCAAACGAUACCAUGGGUCAGAAGCAAGUAGCUCUCCUAAGCUGAGAAGGCCAGCAUAUCUCAGGCGUCCUGCUACUAAACAAGAAGGAGGCCAUGAUCAGGAACAUGAGCCAACCAGCCGUCUUAGUUGGCAAAGCUCACUAAGGCGUACCUCGUCGAGUGUUUCAGCCAAAGCAAAGUACAUGCAGACAGGUAGCCUUCAAGGAUCCAAAUCACACAUCCCACCACGCACCAGGCAGCUUCAUAGCUACUCUUCACAAUUAUCACGUGAAAGCGAAGGGUCGUUCUACUCGUGUGGAAGUCUUCUUGAUGACUUAGAUAAUAUGCCACCCUUACAUCAUGGGGUAUCUGUGGAAACCUUUGAGUCUGCUGUAGAGGAUCCAGACGACCUUAUGAAGUUUGGAGACAGUGAGGCACAUUUUUCUCACUUCGUAGUUUCCUGUCCGCAGCUUGUUAAUCGAUACUCACAACAGCUGUCGCAGUUAGAAUGUUUAAACUGGAAUGUGCCAGCAGCAAUCCCAACCAGCAAAAGGAUGUUCAGCAUUGUUGAGAAUCUUAAGGAAACCGAACCUAGUGAUCCGUUGGUUCUUCCUGGAGUACCGCAGUUCAUCUAUCUCAAUCCUCCAAAGUUCAAGCCACCUCUGCUAGUGAAAAAAUAUCAAGGAGUCAAAAAGAAAGAAGAACAAGAUGAAGAUGCUGAUGUCAGCUCGUCAGACAGCGGCUCUGUUUACGAUGGCAAUGCAAAGUUAAACCUCUCUCAAGUGGAAAAACCAAGCCAAGACACUGAGAACCUGCAUGUUGGUGAAAACAGUGAGCAAGAUUCGCUGCGUAAAGCAAGGUGGAAGACGGCCAUGAAUGAGGGCAGCCAGGGAUCUUUGACGUCUGUCGAUUCAUCAUCUGAUAUCCAGUCAUCAAAGAAAGAACAACGCCCACUUCAAAACCUAGCGAUCUUUAGAUUUAAUGGUGAUAUCAAUAUAUUCCUGACCCCCUUGUGUGUGGAUGCAUUACAAAGGUAUAUCUCGUCGAUAUCUAGACAAGAUUGCAUUCUACAUCCUGCAUUAGUGGUCGAUUUAGUGCAUGACAUGUGCACCAGUACGGCCGAAAAACUUUAUCACAAGCGUCUAGAUAAUAACCUCACAUCAGCAGUGGAUGAUACAAGUGUUACCAAAACAGACGAAGUCGUUGCAUUGAUCUCUACUUCAAAUAUAAAUGUUUGCUUUCUACAAGUUGCUGUACCCGAAUUGAAAGCAGAGGGAAGAAACGACUUGGACUUACUCGAGUUCCAAGAUGAAAGCUAUAAAGCAAAAGAACCAAGCACUUCUCUUCUUGCUGGAAGCCUUGAUGGGAUUUCAGCUAAGGUUUUCUCAGUUCAAAAAGCAGCAGUCAAUAAUCCAAAAUCUUCUGACAGCCACCUUGACAUGCGUCAAUCUGACGAACAAUUUACUUUAAACAGUAAGCCUUCAUAUACCAAUCCAGUCUUUUCAAACAAACCUUUACAUCGUAAUACYUCGAUGGCUUUCAAUGGCAAGUGCAAUCAAGUCCAGCUGCAGCUUCAUGAACUGUGUAACAAGAGCGAUUUCGAGGACAGCAUCACCACUGCUAUUACAGACAAAUUAACCAAGUCAAAAUUCCUCGUUAAUGGAGAACAUUUACAUAGCUUUACGGAUUCUUCUGAUACAGAUGAUUUACCCCCAGGCUCAUACCUCAGCCUGUUAAUGCUAGAGUGUGGACUUGAAAAGAUAUAUGUUAAUGGAGGAAGCGAGUGCGGGAAUGGAUGUGAAAUACUUCCUAAGAUUGGACAUAGACCACCGUCUCGUCAUCGUAUGGAGAGAGACAAGACAAGUAAUGGGAAUGGAGAGAUAAUUGAUAGUAACGGUGCUGUUCUCCAUGGAUAUUGCAACCCCAUGUCAGAACAAGAAACUGGAUCAGUACGAAUAAACAUGAACACAUCCGAUGAUGAUAAUAAUAAGUCAGGAAAAAGUGGGCUUAGUUCUUUAACUUCAAGUUUGAGUUUCUUAACAAGUUUUACCGGAGGCAGCGACUCUGAUAUCGAAAGCGAGGGAGAUGGGGAUGAGGGCAAGGCAUYAUUGCAGCCAAGCAAGAGCCAAAGUGUCAAGAAAGGGGACCAAAAAAGGGAUGACAAAGAAAGUCCGCAAGACAGUCAGCAGGAAGUGGAGCUUGCUCGUCGCAUAGACGUGGAAAUUUGUCUGUCAAGCAUCUGGUUGAACAUAGCCUCGCCUCCAUCAUCUCGAACACUCCCUGAAAACUACCACCUUUACAACAGCCUUGUGACGACCAUUGUGCCGUUAUCGGUUGCUUGGAUUCCAGGCAUUCUGGAGCUCACCCACCUGAUCAAGGAUGUAAWAGUUAACAGAGAUAUGCGGUUCACAAGUGUCAUCGCCUGCUUGAUGUCACAAGCUUUACCUGAGCACGGAAAGAUACCUAAAAAGCAUGGUAUUCAUUACCUGGUCACCACUAUUUCCAAGUCUCUACAAGAAGAUCAUUCGAGCCAACUGAUAUACCAUCUACGCCGGCAGCUGAUGGGGUCAAGACUUAAUAAAGUCAAGACAGCUCUCUUACAGAAGGAAAGCAUUCCCGAAACAAAAAGACUAGUCAAGGGGAUAUUUGCUUUAGCGAGGCAGUGGAAGUGCUUCCUAGCCGGUACUGAAAAAGGAGAAAUAUUGUUUUACGGUACAAAUUCGAUCAAGCGGCAUGUUGUUGGGAGGGGAGUACUUACUGAAAGGGACCGUGCUAUACUCAUGAGAGAAGAAACCAACGUCAAAGAAAGUGCAGCGCCAACUCAAGAAGUUGGCACURAAAUAACAGGGGGAACCUUGGAAACAGAGAAGGAUGGUGUGCAGUCGGUGAACGACGAUGAACAGCAGAAAGUUCUGAAGGAAUCUUCUUCUUCUCCUGUUAAUCAUCCUUCGAAACCUGCGGCUUCACUUACCCUUCCACUGGAAACUGUCCAGACAUCACACCUAACUUCUAGCCAACGUACCCCUCUGCUACGCGCCUCUUCUGGUGCUCAGCCAAACAGCGAUUCAGACACCGAUGACUCGCCAAACACUACUUUGCGAAAAGGUCAACAAACGAAAUCUCUUGCUGAAAAUAAAGCUCAGAAAUACGGUCACAGAAAACAGAUAAGUCUUUACAGCUGGCUCUCUAGCACUCCUGUGACAUCGCCAAAUACAUCUCGGCAGCCAGGUGUGGUUAGUCACCUACUACAAAGUCAAUCUACUCAAGUGUCGCCAGAUAAAUCAGAGCAAGACAACAAGCUAUUCACAGAGAUGGUCAGUGUUCCAACGAGUGGGAAAAAAAUCCAAGAUGAGAAAGAGACGUUUAAAACUCUACUUCAGGCUAUAAACUUGAAGCCAAAAAUAGCAGAGUCCGUGGAUACCGCCAAUGCCAUCUCAUUAAAAACUAGUCUAAAAUAUAUUCGUUUGGAUCUCGUGGAUAACGAAGUGAACAAUAUGUCAAAGAAGCAAAGCCAGGAAGAGGGAACAAGACAGCGCAGUAGUAGUGAAUCUAAGAGAGCUAAAGAGCUUCUUACAGAGAAAGACCCCAUUUUUCUUGCCAAGGAUUUCGCCUUCAGGCUAAUCUUCAGCAACUCACCAAAUGGAAAAGAUUUUUCGACUGACGUGCCAUCGCUAGCCAAUACCAUGGUCAAACACAUCAAGUUUAACGUUAGUUUUGGGAACGUUACGCAAAAAAUCAAUCUUCCCUUCGUAAGACUUACAAUUCAGCUCCUGGACAUGGUGGACUUACUUGCAUGGUUCAUCAAGUCUAAGCAUCAGGACAUAAUUGGUGACAGCGAGGACGGUCCUGCUCCAGCAUUCACUACCAUAUUCGGUCCUAACGAUAGACCGUCAGUUUCCCCGAGCAGUGUCAAGUGUUGGAAAACAAUGUACCAAGUGUUGGAUUUGUACUCCUCUCUACCACGCGAACCUAAAUCUAAAGGGAACUGURAUAAAGCUAGUGGCUCCAGGCCAGUGCGUAUUGAUCUCCCAUCUCCAGAUCAACCAAAAGAAGUGAAAAUCGAUAUUGAGGAUGGGCCUGAUUUGCCACUUGACAAGCGUCGGUCAGUCAUAAGCCGAUCAACAUGGGAAUCUAAAGUUCAGGAGUCUAACUUCGUUGUCGUGCCCACAUACAUUGUAUUGGGUGUGGUAACCUUCCCAAGGGCACGACUACUUGCAGCCAUUGGUGAUUUACUGCUAGAAACAGAAAUCAGAGAUAUCAGUCUGGUUCUUACUAGAAAGGAAGAGAAAGAUAACAAUGAAACAGAUCACUGUUCAGGGUCAGUAUCUGGACAUGUUGGAAGUGUCAACAGUGUGCUACUCGAGAGAGUCAAGCGUAAAACUGGAAUGGUUGUAAGCUGCCACCUUUCGCGUUCAAAUGCCAUCUACACGACAGCCUCAGAAUUCCAGCGUGAAAAGAACCUUGCUCUGAUUACAAUCGGUGUGAUUAAUGUAGAGAUUCCACAACAUCCAGUGGCUCUGCAUACCAUGAUGACACGCAGCUCUCGUACCAUCUCCAGGCAUAUCACCGAUAUACAAACCCAGAGAUCAGUUAUCAGGUCAAUGGGUAGCCACGAGAUGAGCCCACAACGCUUAAGUAAGAGGAUAUCUGGUGUACCUGCAGAGUUCGUCAAGCACCAUCUUGGAUCUCCCACAGGAUUUAAAAUGUUCUCUCCAAUUGACAGUGUUGAUGGCACUGAACUAACUGCCACUCGUAUCAAGUUUGAUGUUAUUCUCAAAGGUUUCUCUUUGGGUGCUUCACUGUUGCCAUCGCUACGUGCAGGUUACAAGAUUGGAAGAAUUUCUGCUACUGCACACACUGGCCCAAGCAUAAUGUUCAAAGCUUCGAUGCCGUCACACAGGCUGUCGUUCUCAUCAAAGAUACAGACUUUCGAAACAAAUGUUCCUUCUUCCACAUUGGUUGAUUUACCUCCAGUGAAAGUGUCUGGGGAAUUUCUGACCAAUCGCAAUCGUCAGCCAAAGUAUGGUAUAGAUGGUAUGCCGACUCAGCAGAGGGGUAAAAGAGGUCACUUGUAUGUCAGUACUGAAAUAGGUUCCUUCCAGCACAGUCUCACUACAGAUCUACUCAACCACUUGGUGUUUGUACAAAAGAGUUUCAUGAAGGAAGUGAAUGACGUAGUGCAGCGUGUGUCAGGAGAAAGUCAGCCUGUUCCUCUGUGGCGCACUGUAUCUUCAGAAAGCUUGGACUCUUCCAAACACAAGGAAGCACCUUUCUUAUAUUCUUUUGGGCUCACACUUAAGGGUAUACAAGUGACUGCGACAACCCCAGCUGCUACGGCGGUUCGUUUAGACACAGGAGAAAUAUCUCUUGAGUUGUCCAACGCCAUUCCUUCACCACUGGAACCAGGAAGACUGAAAAGAAGUGGCAGCUUUGUCAAGUUAUUUGGAAAGGCCCAGGUCGAUGUGAACCUUUCUCUGGGACAAUUCAUGAAGAGCCGUAUGAUUGACAAUGAACUGGACUAUCUACAAAUGGCUUAUUUCAAGACAACUAUUGGAGUUAAGAAUUCGUUUCAGGAUGUAAGCAGUAUGUAUGGCACUGAAGACAAGGAAACCUUUUUGAUCACAUUGGAGCAGCCCAAAGUCUUUGCUCAACAGAUGGCCUUCGAUAAAGCUGUACUGGUCUACCUCAAUUACAAGAAUGCCUAUGACCAUUGGAAUAAGCAGAGAAUGGCUUUAAAUGAUGAGGUGCACACGGCCACCCAAGCCUUACUGGAAAAACUGCCUGCAAGAACACAUGCAGCCCAGUUGUCUGGCUCGUUGUUUUUACAGCUUACUGUCAAUAGGCUUGGCAUUUGUGUGCCACUGCUGACUCCAAAUCAAACAACAACAACACAAGGAACUCACUUUAAACAAUCAGAUCACGAGCAAGUUUCUGCUUUGGUACUCUCAGUGGAGGAGAUGAUGCUGUCUUGUUGUUCAAGCACGUCUUUUGUCAGCAAAGGAAAAUUCAACAAAUUUUGUCUUUGGUUUGCCGACAAGUUUGAUAAGGAGGCUUCCGACUGGAGACCUGACCUCACCUCUCGCCUCAUGAACAAAUGUGUGGUACCUCAUGGCACCUACGAAUUGUGCUCUCGAACGAAUCGAUACCCAGUUGUUUCAGCACCAGAAAUGGUGAAGACUGGUAAGUGGAUGAUGUCCAUUCGCUGGCAGAUGUGCGGUGUUGAGAUCCUUUUCGACACGAACAUUGGCAAACGACUUUCAAUGCUUGGCUCUACUCUAACUACAUUUGGUGGGGGAACAGACAUCGCAAACAUGGAUUCUGUUGCUGAAGUAACAGAAAAAGACGUUUUUGAAGAACCUAGUAACUUAGAUGAAGUCGAUAGCAAAGCAGCAACAAGCCACAAGCAAAGGAAACGGAAUAUUGAGAGAGAAAUGUGGGAACAAGCUCGAAGAGUCAACGAACUCAGAAGACGAAAUUAUGUCAGUCAUUUGGAGCUAGAAAGAGAAACCAAAAUCUUACAAGACUUGGAGAAUGCUGUAUUUAACGAGUUUCGUAAAGAUGUUCGGAAGAAGCUACGUAGACAUUCCCGGAGCCGGCAAAGUAGCCAGCGUCAUACCCUUUCACAACCAAGUCCUCCRCUUCAUCGAAAGGCAAAGACAGAGCGUGUUAAGGGGUCAAGAUCACGCACCAGGGUACGGAGGCAGAUAGUCGAAGACUUCAACGAGUCAGAUUUUGAUGUAAGCGAGAUGGUUGAUAUGAGUGCAACAUUCACCCCACAGAAACGUGAUAGAGAUUACUUUUUGAACAAGACUGAUAUUCCAGUUGUGCCACCUUUCAACUUGGAAGACGAUCGACGAAGCAAAGUCGAGCAAGAUUUGGUAGAAUUGGAGAAUCGCACUGCCCAGGACAACAUGUCACCGCUUGCAAGUACACCAGACAACAAAGAUGCUKCCGGGGGCUACACAAAAGUGACCUUCAGCACGAGUACUAACGAUAUGAAUGAUGAAAACAGGGUCAACCAAAAAGCCGAUGUAUUGCAACAGCAGAACUUGGACUUUGAAUUGGAUGUCAUCGUAAACAUUGAUAGCGGUAAAUGUGUACUUCAUUCCGUCAAUGAAAGCGACGUUGAAGACGCCAAUGAUCAGCGUCCUUUAGCAACCCGUUUGUUUGGUGCAGACCCCCCAAGAACUAGAGGUGGUCGCCGUUACAAACCAAGUAAUCAAGACACCAACUCAUUACCGAAGGAUACAGUAAYCUUGCUGCCUGGAGUAGAUGUGCGUGUUAACUAUUCCUCAAACUUUGAAAGUGAAUCAGGAAUUGCUUCAACUCUUACUUCAGAUAGUUCAGGAUUAUCUGCAAGUUUUUCCCUGCACCAACCACGUGAUCAACUCUUCACGUCACCACCAGAGGUGCAGGCUCAGGGAUCGACUUUAAGCCGUAAAGUCUCCAAGAAAGCAGGAGUCUACAUAUCUGUGUUAUUUCAAUCUCUUCCACAAGAAAUGGUCUUGAAGCCGUCUUUAAUUGAUUUCUUAGAACAAGCCCUAGAGCCGAUUAUUAUCCCGUUCGGGGAUGAAGGUAUUGAUGGGGUUGGGUCUGUUUCAGACAAUAGCAGUGAUCCUGAAUUUGAAACAGGCGACUCAAUUGUGUCAUCAUCAAUGUCGGAGGUGUCUUCAUUUCCUGUCGACGUCGUGGUGGUUUUCAGAGUACAGCCAUCAGAUAUUCGUCUGAGUUGUCAGCCAGUCUCAAAAGUAGAGUGCAUGCUACGAUUACCUGCACUGGAUGUUGUGUUUUCAUCCAAGUCUAGUCCUACCAAAUCCACUGUCCUGGCCACUCCUCAACAGACGCUGUUUGGAGAACAACGUAAACAAGAGGCGAGAGAGACUCAGGCAUUCGAUAGCGGUGGAGUCAGUUUUACUUUCUGUCUAUCCAGUUUCUCUUUCUGUAUAUUCCAUCCAUACGGAAAAGAGCACACUGCCGUAGGUAGAACUACCAGUGCACCUAUGGAAGGUGAAGCCGACGUAAGUGAAGAAAAUCGACCACGCUUCCGUUUUACCCCACCCCAGCCGAUCUCAGGGAAAAAAGACUCGUUGAGUCUGGAUGUAGAGUUUGUAAAAUUUCAUCUUUCAAGACGGCGUGUUGGAAGUUCUUACGUGAACGACAGCAGAGAUGGAUCGAACUCUUCAAGUAGUUCAUCUACAGUCGUCAAAGUAUCUGGUGUCUGCGAUAUUGGAUCAGCGGCUUUCACGUAUGACAUGCGCCGACUGAACGAGAUCUUGGACUUUCCAAAGGCUUGGUAUAAAAGAAAACUUGUCAGUAGGCUGUUCUUAGGCAAGGAAGGCUCUUAUGCUGCCAAAUCUGUUAAUGUAGCUACAGACGUGCCUUAUCAACCAUCACAGUCAGUCAUCAUGGAUGAUAUGGGACACAAGAGAAGAUCUUCACCUAGCGUGACGGAAAACCAGAGACCAAGACCUUCCCAAGGACGGCCGCUGUUUUCGCGUUCUUUGUCUGAGGAUGAAAAACGACUUCCAAGUACCCUCACUCCGCUCAGAAUACCAAACAAACAAAAAUCAGCAGUUACGAAAAAAGGUGCUUCUCCACCGUCUGGAAUAUUUGGUUUUUUUCCAACUUCGCCUACUCUGUUCCGCUCAAUGACCAUGACAGGAAAUAAAUAUGGCCUGCUGUCUUCAAAUUCUGCUGCUCCAUCACCUGCAAACCGAAAACAUGCAUUUACUGAGCAAAAGAGCCGCAAAAAGGAAGAACAAUCGCCAUUACUUGUUGCUGAGCAGAGUUCUUCGGAUACAGAUGUUGAUGGACCAUUAAGCAAGUCAUCCUCUUCAAGCUCUGGAUCCAAGUCAAAGUGGGAGACAGUUAUUGUAGUAGCGUUGAACUUGUCACGGCUAGAUGUUAACACUAAUAUGGGAAGUGUCAUGGGACAAACCAUGUGCAGUACUAGUGACCUACGAGCUCAARGCCAUCUAACACUCACCAGCACUGGUAGGAGACACUUUAAAGCCAAACUAAAAGUCAGGCAAGCCGUUUGCGAGUCACGAAGUGGUAUAGUUGGUGGCCAUAUUGAAAUCAACGAGGUCAUAUCAAAAGCAAAUGUUACAGAGGAGCGCGGCUGCAAACCACAACAUUUGAUGAAUUUUAAAGUUGGUCAUUCUGAAGCCCGAAUAGACUACAUGGGGACCUGUAUUCUGAUGGGUAAUGUUUCGGCACUGAAGGCUGAUUUGUGCGAUGAAUGGAUCUUACAAGAUGUUCACAGUGCCUCGACAGAUACCUUGUUAGCAAGCGACAAAGAAACUCCCAUUACUUCUAAAAUCUAUGUCCGGGCUGACAUGUCUUGGACAGACUUCAAAUUAAUGAUUUCGCGUUCAACAACUCCUGACUUUAUCAAGAUGAUAGCAAAGAUCCAGGAAUUCUUUACACAGCAGCACAGAAACAGUAUCCGUGCUCUUUCGACUCUUCGCAACCCAACACCACUUGCCACAGGAACAAUACUCUCCAACCUAGCAAUGCAUCAGCUGUCCGUUCCUCAAAACAAAGAAAAGGACACAGAAUGCGACGGUCUCAAGUAUCAACACUGGAGCAAAGUCCUUAACGCACUGGCCGGCUUAAAGCUGUGCAUGUUAACUAGCCCAAUACCAGAGCGAGGAGUUGUGCUUGGUGGCAGCCUCGCUCUUCACGGCAAGACAGUUUCUCUAGCCUGCUUUCAUGGCGUGAAUUUCCGGGCUCAGUCCUGGGUCUUGUUCAACUUGAAGCAGUUUUACACCGAGUUUAACAGCAAGGUUCGCUCGGAAGAAAAAAGUUGUCAGGUUCGACGAGUGAAAGCUGUUCAAACCCUUCUGAUUAGACUUGGCCACGGCGAUGAAGAGGCAAGCAUUCCAGGAAAUUUAUCGCCUUCCUCUGCACACRUAGCAAUAGUACGAAAGGUAUCGCGCGGCCGUCGUAAUCCUCCUUCAAUGGGAAGCACGGUGCAGGAAUGGUUGACAUACGUGUGUGCUACUGAAGAUGAUGACAUCUAUCCAUCUGAUGAAGAACCUGCUGCUUCCAAACAACGAAGUGAUUCCAGCAAAAAGGCCUCUCAGACCAGUCGAAGUCGUACAAGUGGUUACCGGUAUGAGCAUGAUUCAGAACCUAUAUUUGCUCUUCCAAAGUUUGAAGUGGAAUUGAUAACAGAACACGAUAUGCCUAUGAGUUACUUGGCAUCAACCUGGGCAAGAAGGAAGCAUUCCACUGGAUCACGUGUGCUGCCUGGACCAUCAAGCCCACACGUGGUGGAGUGUUCGCUCGUCUCUUCUUUUAAAGACAGUCUGUGUGUCACUAUGGAUGUCGGGUUACUUUUCUUUCUCCAUGAUGUAGUCCAAUCUUACGUCAAAGAAAAUGAAACAUCUUCUUCAGGUUCAAUUCCACGAAGCAGCCCAUCUCCUGCUCAAGUCGAGCAAGAUUCCAAGGUUUCUGAGAAAGAAGACAGAGAUAAAAGUAUCAAAGUUGACCAACAGAAGCGUGUCCGCCAGUUUAGAAGCAAAGUAUGGAAACUCGAACCCCGAGUUCGCUUCAUGUCAUGGGCUGGCAAAAACAUCGAUCCUGUUAACAUGGAUUGGGUUUUACAAAAACUUGGAUUCACUCAUGCAAGGCUGACCAUCCCUAAAUGGGCCCAGCGAGGAGCAAUGGAUCCUAUGGAUGUUGUGAUCUGUUUAUUGAUUGAUAAACUCAUGGCAGCAAUGCGCGAGGAAAGUAAGGAUGAGUAGAAUCGUGCAACUAACAGAAUAGCAGAAUGAAUGAAGGAAAGAUAUUUUACAUAUUCACAGAUCGCUUUUAAGUGCUUGAUCUCAACGUUUUAUCAGUUUCAAAGAUUUUGAGUAUUAGGGAAUUUUUAUUUAAGCUUUGAAAAAUUGAAAGUAAAGGAUUUCAUAUUUUCCUGAUUUUUCAAUUCAAGAUAUUGAGUAGGAGGUAGAGUAAAAGUUGCAUUUAAAUAAUUUUUAUUGGUGUAUAGAACACAAAUUCUUAUUGCAUCUUUUUUGCUCUUCGAUUGGCUCAAAAACGUCAUUCCCCAGCAAUGCUCUUAAUUUUAUUUAUAAUGAUAAUAACAUUUGGUAUGGGGAGGGGGUAGAGCGGGACACUCAAGAUUAACUGCUUCAAUGCAGGUUUUAGAUCAUUUUUCAUGUUUCAUGACCUGGACAUCAUCAGACAUUUUUCUAAAUUUAUUUUGGACUGCCAUAAAUGAUCACAGUAGUAAUAAGAAACACAACAAAGAAGCAUUUCUAACUGUUACAGAUAUCUGAUCAGUUAAUUACAUAUUAUAUUAAUAAAACUGACAUUCUUAUCUCA
This is a messenger RNA of Actinia tenebrosa (Australian red waratah sea anemone), 15313 nucleotides long. Its product is annotated as bridge-like lipid transfer protein family member 1. Gene Ontology annotation, biological process: synaptic vesicle endocytosis. The record is from RefSeq and is a predicted model, not a curated record. Lineage: Eukaryota; Metazoa; Cnidaria; Anthozoa; Actiniaria; Actiniidae.